GAAUCAAGCACAUGUCCUCUUUUCUUUACAAUUUUGUAUAAAAUUUUUUGUAACACGUUUUCUUUUCUCUUGUUUUUCGAAAUAAUUUUCUAACUUUUACAAUGGCUGUUGAAAUGAAUAAAAGAAAACGUAAAUUAAAAAACGAAUCAAAUGAAGUUCCCAAAAAGAAGAAGGUCAAAAAUGAUAACAAUUCAGAAGAACCAGAGGAGUUGAUGUUGAACGAUGAAGAACCAAAUCAAGUAGCCGAAGAUGCAGUGGCGGCAGAAGUGGAAGAAGAAGAUAACACAAAUGAUUCUGGUUUUGAACCGGACGAGGAAGAUAUGAAAUUUUCGAAAGAUUUCAAAAUGCUCAAUUUCCGAGCAAAGUUAAGAGGAACAAAUUUUAUCACAGAACUACGUCAUUUUCUCCAUCUCACCAGAGCACGGCCACAGAUCAUUGCAAAAUACAUUGAAAAACGUGGGAAACCCCUCGAACUAGCUGAAGCCCUCGAACGUGUCGAUAAAACCAACAUCUUUCACACAUUCUACCUGUGCGAAGCAUUCCAUUUAGUUGUGAUGGAAAUCCUCAGUAAUCACAAAAGCCAUCUGGAAUCGGCUAUAAGUGCUUGUCGCUACUUCCUCAAAAGCAACAGCAGUGUCUUCGAGAGUCUCUUGAAGUCCAACAAUCUCAAUCACCGAAAAUGUGCUCUGAAACUCCUUACCGCAAUAGUCUGCACUGAGCCACAGCUAGGCAGACAACUUCUGUCCUCAUUUGACAUUCUGUCCAAUGUAAGGGAGAUCGAGAACUUCCUUUCACAUUCCAAAUAUGAGCUGCACGACGAGGACACAGUUCGAAAGUGCUACAUUCAUUUUAUCUUGGCAUAUCUCGUCGACGGGAACAUCUUGUUGAUAAGAAACAUCCUCGAUAAGGGUAUUCUGAUAAAAGCUCUAGCGUCUGGUUUGCUCUUUGAUGACCAUGUCACAGUUUGUGUGGUCAUAAGCACCUUGAAGAAGUUCGUCCUGGAAUGUCCAGAAAUCUCCAAGACAAAGAAAGUCAACGUCUUCGAUUUGGAUUGCGUGAAGUCGUUUGCCAGGCUCUACGAUUGGCUAGGACCUGCUGCUCUUGCUGCAAGGUACUCUAACCGAAAAGAAUCGUCGGGAAUAAACUUCGCCAAACUAAAAGAGUAUGUGGAUCCAAAUGAAAAGCAAGCAGUGACUGAAGCGGUUCAUGAGUUUCUCGUAAUGUUGCUUACAUCGCGUAAACAUGGUAUCACCUUUGAUGCUAUGGGUCAAUAUCAGCAGCGUCAAAACAAGCUUCAGGGUAAAAUAAUUGGUUUCCUGGAAAAACCAUGGAUGUGCGAGAAAAAAACCGAAUUGGUUCUGACGACACUUCGGGCUUGUCCCGAUAUCGCCCGCAACACUGUCCGGUACUUUGGAGUCAUCAUUAAUCCAUUGCGGACAUCCAUGGCAUUGUGGGUUAUCAAGUGCGACUUCAUCACAAAACUCAUCAACGAGUUGCAUCCUAAACUGCUGAAAGGUGCUCUGGAGAAGAUCACCCUUACUGACUUCUCGCACUGGAUCAAGGCAAUUUGCCUUCCCAUCGAGGUGUUGACUCAUUUAACACAAGGUCGAGCACUGAGACAUGCAGACUUCCAGCACCGAUUGGCAGCAAAUCGACUGCUUUUGGCCAUGUUCCGCCAGUACUGCAACUACAUGGCAGCGAUCAUUGAACGGGAGCAACAGAAGAAGAACAAUCUGCGUCGAUUCAAGUUCGACCUGCUCAACCACAUAUUCAUACACUUCCCAACCAUCGAAGACAUCCUCUUUUCCCUUUUUGUCACGAUUCAAGCUCAAAAAGAAGAAGGUGUUAAUGUCCUGGAGCACUUGGAGAUCACUCUGGAUUUGGUUCUGAUCAUUUGCCAACAGAAUCGUUCGUUUGUCAAUAAAACAGCAACCAUCAUUGACUACCUGGAGCUCUUGAGGCCUCUGUACGCCAGCGACAAAGGACAGGGAAACAUCAAGCUCGAAAUGAAGGCCAUCAAGACAAUUCUGUUCCUCUUCCCAAAGGCUCUCGAGCCACAAGAGAAGCUCUUCGGAAAUGUUAUGAAAAGUUUCAUCAAGGCGUUUGUUCAAGGAGACGCGGAAAUCCGCCGUGAGGCAGGCGAACUUCUGCGUGGGAUAUUUAUGAACACGGGUAUCUUCGAUUCCGCCGAGUUAGAAGUCGAUCUGUGGCUGGAAGCGCUGCGUUUUGUUAACCCGGCAACUGUUGAUAUUGUCGUGGCGGUUUUCAUUGAAGUUCUCCAAGUUACCAAGGCCGAUAUUGAUCCCUUGGAGGAGAGAACUGAACAUCAGGCGUCAAUUGAAGAAAAACAUCUCUCCAAAUUGUUUUCCAACAUUGAGAAGGGGUUGUCCGUUCAGGGAUAUGUUGAAACUCCAACCAUGAGCAAACUGUAUCCUCUGAUUGUGAAGGGUGUUGAAAUCGGUGACCAACUGGGAACCUAUAUGAAACUAGUUCGUUUGUUGAUUAACAAUUACGUAGACUGUGGCACUUACGAGACUUUGGAAGGCAACGAAGUGGCCGAAAAGAUGCGAAAGUUGAUUGGAGUGGAAAAAGCUAUCCUCGAGGGGCAACUGAAAUUCGAAGAAGUUUUCCUAAAAUCUAGGAAAACCGUGCCUUUAACUCUGCUCGAUGGCAAGGAACUGCAAGUGGGUGCAAGUCUCCAAAAUGAACGUUUGGUCAUGAUCUAUAUUCAGGAGGUAAUGUCCAUUGUGGCCCACCUCACCCGAACCGAAGCUUUGACAUUGGAACAGUCGAAAAAUGCAGCCAAUUUGAUGGUGAAUUUUUUGAAAGUCAUGCAAGCUCUAUGUUCUUCAGAGAAGUCAGUUGUUGAAGUCUCACUGGAAGAAGACAAGGAUGUGGUUCGUCUGAGUUAUUUUGAAAAGACCCUUAAAUAUAUAUUCAACACUCGUCUGGGUAUGAUCCAGACAACGAGUCUCUUUAGCAACGAGACGAGCAACCUGAACUAUGUCCACUUCCUUCAACAAAUAACCGAUUGUGUGAAUAUCUUCGAAAUGGGUAGUUUCUCCGAUUUCACUACGAACUUCCGACAGAAAAUUGUUACAUCCAUAAAAAUAGCCACCAGCGAGGAUAAGAAGCAGCUCAAGAAACACACCGAAGAGCUUCAACCGCUGAUAGGCUUAAUGAAAUCCUUCCAGUUGUCCAGUGAAAAUUGUCUCGAGAUUCUUGAGAACAUUUCCUCGCUUUCUUAUGAAGAUUUCGUCGGGAAGGCCGGUCAGAAGAGUAUAUUCCUUGAUGUCCUGAUAACAAUCCUCGAAAGGAUCGCUGAUCUGAAGCAAUCUCUGAAUUGUGACCAAAGUGUCCUGAACAUCGCUCAGAUUUACAUCGAUUUGGUGAUCAAAUCCGAUGGCGAGAUGAAUUUGGAACGUCUCGAGGAGUCUCUUUAUGGUUUUCUCCUGGUUUGUCAUCAGAGCAUAUCCAAGUUGCCCACAGAGGUGUUUACUUCGAUUUUCGCCCACAAAAAACUCACCAAGUACACAAUUCGUUUAGCAUGUCUCUUGCUCGAGAGAAAUUCAUCGGUUUUGCAGGAUGAAUUCAUCAAGUUGCUCCCUCAGAACAUCUCUAAAAAAGAACUCACCUACCCCCUCCUGAAUAUCGCCAUUACGAAUGGAAUUCCACUAGACGAAACGAUGUUGAGUACAAUUUAUCAAGAAUACAAGAAUGGUUUCAUGAAAACGAUUGAAAAACCCCAAAAAGCUGGAGUAAUCUACAAGGAAAAUGUCCAGGCAUCGAUUCACCUGAUCGAAACGUUUAUGCCCAAGUCAGAGUGUGUUGAUUUUUGCAAUAAGAAUAUCAAAUUCGAUUCGGUGGAGGUGUUCCAGGUGAAGAUAAUUCGGGCGAUUUUCCAAAAAGCCAUCGAUUCCAUUGAAGAUCGUGAGAAUAGUGAAGUCUUUGGAAAGGUUUUUGUUCAAUUUGUGAAUCUCUCUAUCCAAAUGCUCACCGUUGUGCUGAAAAAGGACGCCCUGGACGAAGAGAAGAUUCGGCUAAUUGGAUUUUCUCUCUUCAAAUGGAUGGCUCUCAGCAGCUCCAAUCAACAAAUAGACUAUAAGAAAAUUUUGAAAUCCCAAAACUGGAUGAACUUCUGCAAGGCUGCUCUCAAAGCUGGCAUGUACAUGAGUGAAACCGAGGAAAACCAAUUCGAGGCGGACAGUCUCAAUGGAGAACUGCUGAAGUUAGUAGCCUUCCUCGUUGACAGAGUCUAUUUGGACAAAGAGGAUACUCAAGAAGCCAGGUUGCUCUUUGAAAUGAUCUGCACACAUUCGAAGUUCCUGAGCAUUGUCCUGCAAAUCCACCCGACUGCGGUUAAGACCCAAAUAAUGCAUCUGUUGUUUGUGCUGGCCAAAAAAUGCCCCAGUGCUCUUGAGACCAAGCAGAUUCCAGUGGUCUUGGCUUCAUAUCAAGCCAAACUGACCGACUCUGAUCGAUACACCUUGGCGCUGUUGCAGUUGUACGAGGAAGCCGACAUUGGGCUACAUCAGUACAGACCCUUUAUCUGGGGAGAAUCAGCGAUAGCAUUCUACUCUCUCCAAGAGGAUAACCAGGAGAAAACGAACUUGCAACAUCAGGAGACAUCAGUUGCUCAGGUGAUGUCACUUGUCGAUCGACAUGUCUCCGAGUACACCCUUGACAACUUCCCCAUUUGGCGCAAAUUGGAUCCUAGCUCACAACUGCCAAGCAUCAGAUUUGAAGAUCCGGACUUGGCUCAUUUGGCGUUGUUCGGCUCGAAUUUCCUCGAAAGACGCAUAGAGCAGGGUGACUGCGAGUUUGAAGAGUCCGAGCUGCGACUGUGUCCCAAGCGAGACAACUACUACCAUGAGUGUUACGAUCCAGCCUUCAUUGUGCCUCUUAUGGCAGUGUGUUUCGCUCCAGAGAUCUAUACGCAGCCAGUGCUGCCAGUUCAGAAUGGCUUGCUGUCGCUGGUGUUUGCCGCCCUUUCUAGCCAGGAUAAGGAAAUGCGAAUGGCAGCUGGAUGUGUCCAUCUCAGAUAUCGGACACACUUCGAAAACAGUAAAUUCUACGAGAAACCCUUGUGGCAACAGGGUUAUGAUAAUAUCCAAAAUGGAUUAGAUGCAUUACGAGGCGAUUGGUUGAAGCACAAGAAAAACGGAGGAAUACCCCGGGUCCCAUACAUUUCAGGGCUCUUCUUAGCGAAAACCAUAAAUCUUACCACAGAUCCAACACACACUCUAUACAAACAACUCACAAUGUUCCUGCGACUCAAAGAGACCUUCAACUUCCUCUGUGUUCCCGAAUUCAAUGUGCUGUUCCACAGUCCCGAAGUUGAGCAUAAUACCUUUAGGCAGUUCAUAGUCGAGAUUAUACGGAAUGGAGUUCGUAGCAGCUCCGAUUUGUUCCUCUUAGUGACGACGAGUACGUUUAAGGCGCUACUGGGAUUCUAUGCAAGUAGCAUGUCAACAUUGGACUCGAAUUUGCAAAUUCUCUCGGUGCUUUCAACCUGCGUGAAGAUUCCAGGUUCAUCCAAGAUUAUGAUCGAACAUGUGGGUAUUAUUCCGUGGCUAAAUGGUCUCCUCUCUGGAGUCGAGUUCUAUCACUUCGACAUAAUCGAGGGUAUAAUCAAUAUUAUUAACAAUUUGUGGUAUGCAAUCAAAGCCAACGGCAAGAGCUUCCAUAAUUUCCAACACAUUCAAUCGGAUGUCAAUCGUUUAGUCCUCAGACUGUUGCCGAAUUUGUCGGGGCGGAUAACUCCAAAAAAUUUUGCCAAAUUAAUGAAUAUUCUAAAUAAAACCACAACCGAAGGACGAGGGGAUACCUGUCAGACUUUGAGUGAAAGCCAAUUGGACAGAUUAAUUGGUUGUGCACAGAAGUUAUAUGGCGAGGAGUUACUAAACGGUGUGGUAAGCAUCAAGAAGAACGGACCAGAUGGAGCGGAGAGUAGUGACAAAUAUUGUCGACACUUGGCUGAUGCCAAAACAGAUGAAGCAGCCAUGAUUGCAGUUUUUAGCUUGAGGGAGUUUGUCAUCAAGUGGAGUUGUCGAAUUAAGUAAUGUUUAUUUGUUCGGCAGAUGGUUAAGUAGAUUUUUUAAGAUUUUAGAAAAGAAAAAUGUUUUUUUUUUUUGUA
Eupeodes corollae is the source of this 6136-nucleotide messenger RNA. RefSeq lists its product as uncharacterized. Gene Ontology annotation, cellular component: nucleolus. Lineage: Eukaryota; Metazoa; Arthropoda; Insecta; Diptera; Syrphidae. The record is from RefSeq and is a predicted model, not a curated record. Bases 102 to 6062 code for a protein of 1986 amino acids. The transcript has 2 exons. Gene Ontology annotation, biological process: maturation of 5.8S rRNA from tricistronic rRNA transcript (SSU-rRNA, 5.8S rRNA, LSU-rRNA); maturation of LSU-rRNA from tricistronic rRNA transcript (SSU-rRNA, 5.8S rRNA, LSU-rRNA).